Glarea lozoyensis ATCC 20868 is the source of this 3693-nucleotide messenger RNA. Its product is annotated as 3-carboxy-cis,cis-mucoante lactonizing enzyme. The transcript is spliced from 2 exons. Gene Ontology annotation, molecular function: protein binding. Bases 1 to 3693 code for a protein of 1230 amino acids. The record is from RefSeq and is a predicted model, not a curated record. Lineage: Eukaryota; Fungi; Ascomycota; Leotiomycetes; Helotiales; Helotiaceae.
AUGGAUUGCGAAUUACGGAAAUCGUCUUCGAGGUCUGUUGCGACUAGCAACCUGGCCUUCCAUCUACUUCCGGACGAGAUUAUUGAGCAAAUAAUCCUCUCCACGAGCCCGAAUGCAUUUGCUUCCGUAUUAAACCUGAAUAGAAAGUGGCGGGCUGUAGCGCAGCAGGCGCAUCUCUAUGUUCAUCACCUCUCGCGAUGUGCCUCCUAUUCGGCCGCCCAUCCGUCUGCGUCGUUGUCGCAGAAUGACGACGACCUUCCGCGCCUUCGCGGCUUGUUUGCGCAAGAGAUAAAACGGAAUCUGUUCGAAGCGUAUUUACGACCCAAGGAAACAAUCAUCAGUCUAGUCUCAACCUCUAUAAGUUCCUCCUCGGCCCCGGGUGGAGAGGCUUUCCAUUUCAGCAUUUCUCCAAAGGGACACUUUGUCUUAGCAUACAGUUCAUCACGAAUUCACGUUAUAGAUGUCGGGGGCCCCGAUGUCGAGGUUAAGCGGGAGCUGAAAAUACUGCGAAGGCCAGCAUCUGCCACGAUCACAGAUGAUGGGUCGCUGUUGGCUGUUCUUGCGACGGACCUUCAGGUUGACAUGUACGAUUUGACGGGAGAGCACCCCAAGCAUACGCAUGCUGUCGCCCUAGAUCAUUCGCCACGAACUAUCGCCUUAUCACCCACAGGCGCUGUUUUGGCUGCGGCGUACGAUUCUGGGGUAGAGGUUUCAUCAUUAGAUUCGACCAAUUCGAAUACAGAGAGACGGGCGGUAAAGUGUUAUGCCGUAGAUACGUUGUGUUUUUCACCUGAUGGGACACAGCUAUUAGGGACCACUAUGCAGUCGAGAAAUCCGAGUACCGUCAUUCUCACGGCACCAUACUAUAAUACAGGGGGCGCUAUGCCCGAGGAAACUGUCAGUAUUAGUGCUUUGUGGACCACAUCCAUACUCUUUCCUAAUGGCAGUCGAGACUGUAGUCACGCAGUCUUACUCCCAAGCCCUUCAGAUGAAGAACCCACUUGGGCGUUUACGUACGAUCGAGUGUUCGAAACGUUCCGCGCUGUGCGUAUCGACGAUCUUCGAAACGGCACAACUUACUUUACGGGGCCGUUACCAGAUGCCACAUCUGUUGCUAAACUUCUACCGAGCACGUUGCCUACUUCUACCCAGCGAGGAGACCUUGUAGCUUCGGGCUUCCAAGGCUCUAUAUGGCUCUACGGAGUUCCUGAAGACCUCGAUGCUGUGCCAGUCGUUUCUCACGCAGUGAGCGGCAAUACUGAUAGUGGAAUAAGCACGCCGUCGACCCAAUUAGGACGGCGAAAUAGCGCUCCAUCUCUUCGGUCUGUUCAUAGGCAACGAGAAACUUUCAGUCGGACACCGCAAUGGCAACUUCUCUGCGAUCGCUUUCGAAAUACAUUUGUUGAGGGGCGCAAAGUUGGCACCUUAGAGCAAGUCAGCACCAUGAGCUGGGUUAGGGACAAUGAUAAUGCGGUAUACGGUGAAAGACUUGUUGCAGUUGCUCCUGGUAUUGGUCUUAAGUCACCUAGCAGCGAGUGCUGGGAAGAAGACGGCAUGAGUCCUGUGGACGGCGGGCGUAUAUCUAUUCUAGAUUUCAAUUACGCUGUGAGAGACGGAAAGAAAAGCUUCAUUACCAUUGAAGUUGGCAACAAAGAACCCGAAAUCCUGGAGGAGGAGCAUAGGGAUUUGGAUACAGAGGUAGCCAUAGUGAGGAGGCGGACCGUUGCACAGCGUCGAGGAAACCGAAGUCAUGUCUCCCGUUCUGUUGUAGUCGCUCCCCAUAUACCUCAUUCGGAAAUACCUCCGUUACCAGCGACCGAAGACGAUUUAGGUGAUCCUUAUGGAGCGCCGCCUCCUAUUCCCAGAAGAUUAAGUGACCAGGAAACUACUUCUCAGCACAUGGAGGACCCUUCUAUGGAGGAAGUACAAGAGGCACUUGAUGCGCCAUACUCUCACACGAGCCCGCGCUCUGGUACAACCCUUCGACGAGCCGCUACAGCUGCUGCUGUUAAUCGACGACUCCACCCCCGUGCGGUCGCACAGGAUCAUAUAGAAUAUCGUCGUGCAGAUGGCCGUGAAGAGCACCCGCAUGAGAGCGAUGCAGAUAAUUGGGUUCCUCCUCCACCCCCCUAUUCAAAGGAUCCCUUGCCUCCACUGCCUGAACAUAUUCAACGGUCCUUAUUAGCGGAAGCAGCUCAAUCAAGACACUCGAUGACUCCUCUAUUCGACGAGUCUCCUGGCUUAGACCUUAGCCCAUUAGCACGUUCACGCACUCUUGCUCCUACAAAUACUGGUAGAACCCGGCGCGAGUCGUUUCCAUUUCAGAGAAGUGUCAGUGAUCAUACAACCAUGAACUCAGACCGCGUUUCGAUAGAUGAAGACCGCGCGCGGCCUUCUUCAAGUCCUGGGUCACCAGAAUUUGAUGAUCUUUAUGAUGUGUCCCCUCAAGGAACACCUCCACUUGCUCCACGUACACUUGCCACAUAUCAGAUACCAAGGCGCGCUGUAGGCAAUCCAACGACCAACGACCAAAUUCCUAGCCCACAUAUGAGAGCUACCUUACUCGAGCCAGUCUCCCCGCUGCCUUUGCCGAGCCCUUUGAGCGACCUUAACGAAAGUCAGUCUCAUGAGGUAGUCACGGCUGAUCGCGAUGCGGAAUUGUUGAAAGCGGAAGCACCGACCCUGAAUCUUGACAAGGAGGUUCCACCACGACCGACCGAAGAACAUCAUUUGACCCGAAUGCCAUCGACGAUACCAGUAGCUGGAGUGCAACAACAAGCCAUUGAGUCAGGACGCUCUGUAGCGCCAGAACCUGUCCCAUUUCCCGCUGAAGACCCUGUGACACCAGAAGUGUUUCCUCUUAUGUCGAAACGUGUAAGGACUGCACCUACCAUGCGUUCACCGAGCGCGGUCGAUGAAGGUCUGGUUGUAGAUUUCAAAAGAAGCGAAACAGUGCCAGCGCCAUCAGUCAGGUCCGCGAAUGCGUCGAACGCAUCUGGGAUGGUGCAUCCUAGCGCUGAUCAACUUGCUCGAUUGAAUAGUCGUCAAGGUCGUCCACAAGGGAUUGCUGAUCCAUCCCGGCGUAUGUCUUCCGGAGCGAACAGCCAGCAUCGACGAUCUGGAAGUGGCAAUCGACCUGCUUCGUCAAUAGGAUAUUCACAGCCUCACAAUCCACAUCAGAAGCAUCAUGCACCUCCAGUAAUUACAAAUGAUCUACCGGAAAGAUCGACUCCACCACGUGCUGCGAUGGGCGCAUAUGGUUCACCAAGCAGAAACGGCGUGCAUGGGAGGCCGAAUCACCUUGGCCAACUAAGUCCCGAAAGUUCGAACUCGCCGCAGCGCUCAUUUGGGAAUGGAAGCUCAACUCGUGGCAGCCCGUCAGGUCUGCGCCCCCCAAUGCCACGAUUGGAGACCAUUCAUAGUAUAACUUCAAACGGCGAUUCAUCGGUGUUUGUUCCUCCAAAGUCAACUGGAAUUUCGAGGAAUCCUAGCAGAGCGGAGCGGAGCGCUGCGAAGAACAUUCAGGACGCCAAGAAGAAAGGCUGGAGGCAGAGUAUAUAUGGACCGAAAAGGGGAAAGAAGCUAAAGAAAGACAAGUAUGGCGAUACUGCGAGUUCGGCUGGUUGGACCGAUGUGUCUUACGGCUCCCCUAAGGAAGAGCAGAAGAAGAGCGGGAAGUGUAUGGUUAUGUGA